AUGGCAGCACGCUGCUUCCUUGCCGGCUUAGCCGUACCAAUCUUAGUGCUGCAAUUAAUAGCCACCAGCAAUGCCGUUUGCUGUGUGACCAAGACCAUAGCCUUUGACUUGACCGAUCCGACGGAUGACUGCAAGUUUUACUAUGCCCAGAAGUGGAAGACGGGCUGCAAGAUCGACGUCUGCGAUGACGGCUUCCAGCCGGAGGGCUUCUAUUGUGGCAACGGCAAGUGCAACAUAUUCGGCUGCCAGUGUAAAAACGGCUGCGUAACAGGCGACCCAGUGAAUGCGACCUCCAAUUAUUUUGGCUUUUGGAACGUUGAUAAUGUGCGCAGAGUAUUCGUGCGAGAUGGGCAAUGA
This is a messenger RNA of Drosophila busckii, 357 nucleotides long. RefSeq names its product protein Diedel-like. Bases 1 to 357 code for a protein of 118 amino acids. The transcript has a single exon. The record is from RefSeq and is a predicted model, not a curated record. Lineage: Eukaryota; Metazoa; Arthropoda; Insecta; Diptera; Drosophilidae.